Messenger RNA from Limulus polyphemus (Atlantic horseshoe crab), 7050 nucleotides. RefSeq names its product protein stoned-B-like. Gene Ontology annotation, molecular function: clathrin-cargo adaptor activity. NCBI's taxonomy places the organism in Eukaryota, Metazoa, Arthropoda, Merostomata, Xiphosura, Limulidae. The record is from RefSeq and is a predicted model, not a curated record. Gene Ontology annotation, cellular component: AP-2 adaptor complex; synaptic vesicle. Gene Ontology annotation, biological process: regulation of endocytosis; synaptic vesicle endocytosis; clathrin-dependent endocytosis. The transcript is spliced from 9 exons. Bases 643 to 5367 code for a protein of 1574 amino acids.
UGAGCAUUGCCGAUAGAAGCUGAACGGUGUGCACUUGUAUAAAUCCACGUUAAUACUUUUUCAUUGUUUCGCUGUCUUUUGUAUUUGAGAAACUGUUUAGGCCGGUGGUGAGAAAUAAAAGUCAAGACUUUUACCAAUGAGUUUUUGUUUUUUAUCUGAAAUUAGUUUGCACGCGAGAAGCAGAAUUUAAAAGUAUUACCAAGUGAUUAUACAGGCUUAAAAUAAAAUUCAUUAAGGAGAAUUCGAUCAGUGUGCACAUAUUGUUCGGUAACUUGACAUGGUAACUUAAAUAACUUAAAAUUACGGUUCUGUCGAUGCUUACUUUAGAGUGAACGUUGUUAAAGAAUCGAACUUUUUAUUUUUAAAUAAUAACCAAAAGGACCGCUGUGUGAAAUUAUUGAUCUGUUUCAUUCCCACUUCCCCCUGCGGGCAAUACUCCAUGAUAGGUAUAUAAAAUUGAAAGUCAUUUGUCGCUUCGCCAAACCUAAAAACAAACUACUUCACUGUCGUCGUCUUUGCUGCAUGGCCGCAAGGCGUUGUGGGAGAUACGGGUUACAACGGGCGGCCAUAACAGGAUCUUUACGUGCCGCAUCUCCUGAUUCGGUUUGGUUUCGAACUGUAGUGUUAGGUUAGUUGGCGUAGAUGAACUUUAUAAAGAAGAAAAUUAAGGGACACAAAAAAGGACAUGACAGUGAAGAAGAAUUUGAUACUUAUGUACAGAGUCAGCAGUCAUGGCCAAAAGAAAGUGAUGAUCAACCUCAAGAACGAAACACAGAAGAGUGGCAGUUUUUUCAGCAACUAACCCAGAAAGUUCAAGAGACACUUCAAAAAUCUCAAACAUCCCUUAGUAAAUUAAAAGACGAAAGUGCCAUAACUGACUUAGAUAGACCUGAAUAUUUGGAUGAGGAAGAACAUCAAUCACUUCCUUCUGGUGCCAAAACAUGGAUAAAUUUUGAAGAAGAUUCAUCUUUUCCAGAAGACUUUGAUAUCUCCAGCUCAGAUCAAGAUAAGUCUGUUAAAAGCUCAAAACCCCCACCAAGACCACCUCCUCCAAAGCUUGAAAAGACAACAGAAGUAAGUGAACAAGAAACUAAAGCAUUCCAUGAGUGUCAAGAACAAGAAUCUCAUCCAAACUUAGAAUUUUCAUUAGAAGAAGAAUUUGGUUUAAGUGAAGAAUUAGCUAAGGAAAUUAAGACAUUUCCAGAAUCUCCCAAACAAGAAUCUCAUCAACAGUUAGAAUUUUCUUUGGAAGAAGAAUUUGGCUUUCAUAAGGAUGAUGCAAGCACCUCUUUAAACCCUAAUGUUGAAUUUUUAUUAGAAGAUGAAAACAAGGAAAGAAAUGAUCCAUUUGAUACAACUUUUGUAGACUUGUCAACGGAUUUAUCUUUGGUAAAACAUGUUACAAGUGAUAGUACAUUAAUCGAGACUCAAAAUGAUCUAAGGGAAAGUUCUGAUCCAUUUGAUACAUCAUUUGUUAAUACUUUUGAAGUUUCUAGAAGAGUUUGCACAGAAAAGGUUCUUGAGGAUAAAGAAAGUAGCGUGUUUGAUGUUGACAAAAGAAGUGAAAGAUCUAGUGAAAUAAAAUAUAAUGCUUUUGAUGAAAAAAAUUUAAAGAGUGUUGCACUUGAAACUGUCUUAAUACCAGGAGAAACUUCUAAAGCUGAUAUUGAGACAAUGAGUAACCCAUUUUAUUCAGAAUCUGUUGUCAACCAGUCCAUGGGACCAUCAGUCAGCCCAUUUGAUGUUGACUCCUCUAGUCAUUAUAAAGCAGGCACAAACCCCUUUGAUGAAGUGCCUUCUAAUAGCCUUGGAACUCAAAACAUUGACUUGUUAAGUGAUACAUUUUCUUCUGAUGUGUCAAAAGCUGUGAAAGAACAGUCACAGGGUGUUUGUGAAAAAACAGAUUCAUUAUUUGAUCCAUUUGGUCUAGAUUCUUCUGCUCAUUCUUCUGUUGUGGAUGGUACUUUAGACUCUCAAUCUUGUUCCCAGGACAAAAGUUCAAGUGUUCUUAUAUUUGGUCUUCCACCUGAAACUUCACAGGGAACUGAAAAAGAUACUUUUGAUCCAUUUUUUGAAAUUGGUGAUGAUGGUAGUAUCAAGGAUAAAUUAAUACCUAGUGUCAAAGAUAUGCAGCAGCCUAUUUUAGAAACACUUGAUAAAAAAGUGGAUCCAUUUGCUAUUGCAGAUCAAUCUGAUUUUUUUGGCACACAGACUACUAAUGAACAAUUUAACCCUUUUACUUCUGAUGGGUCAAAGGAAUCUAGUGAAAGUGCUUGGCAUGUACUAAGUCAGCCUAGUUCUAAUAUUCACCAGAGCAUUAUGAGUAGUAACAUGUGGAAUACUGAAAGUGUAAAAGAUUCACGAGAGUCUGUAGCUGACUUUGGGAGAAUAACGACAGUCCCAAAAGAAAGUCAAGUUACUCACACUGAAAUGACCAUUUCUUCUGUAGAAGAUAAAAAUACCGAUUCUUUUGAGUUUUUUUCACCACCAAAAUCAGAAACUAAAAAACUACCUGAAACUAAUGCUAAAAAUGGGGACAAGUCACUUUUUUCCAAUGAAGCAUUUGAUGCUUUAAGCUAUUCCGACAACUUUCCAAGCUCUGAGAAGGAUGAUCAACCAUUUUCUUUGUCAAAUGAAACUCACAGAGAAUCUAACAUUUCCAUUUUGAGUAGUUUCAUUGAUGAAGAAGAAAAAUUUGGAAAAGAGAAUAUAGACAAAUUAGUAAGAGAUAGUGAACACAAUGGGGAAGCUAUUUUUGAUCAUUUUGAAUCAAAAGAAUUAGGGAUUAUGGAAGACCCUAUUUCUAAGGAGCAGAAACCUCCAAUUGAGGAUUCAGCAACUGCUUUCAUUGUGCCAGAUAAAGGCAGUGGUGGUAAAUUGGCAGAUAGUGUGGAUGAAAAAAGUUCUUUUUCUCAAGGUUUUUCAGGGAUUUCUGAUUUUGAGGUACUUUCCCCUAGUGUUGUUAGCCAGGAGAAAAAUUCAUUGCCAUAUAAUUCUAAAAGAGAAGUUCCACCAUUUGAUGAUAUGUUUGGACAAAUGCCCACAACUACAAAAACUGACUCUCAACUAGUAUCGUCAGUUAGUGAGUUUGAUGCUUUUGCCUCUUUCCCAGAUGUAUCAGAACAGAAGAGCACAUCAAUAGAUCCAUUUGACACAAGUAAUAUACAUUUGGAACCAGUGAAAGACUCUGUACCAUACACAGAUACUGCAGCUUUUGAAGCUUUUGCUGCAAAAUUUGAACAAGCAAUUGAAAAGUUUGAUACAGAUGUAACAGUUGAUGAUGAAUUUGAUCCAUUUGCUGCACCAAAAGGGAGCUCAAAAACAGAUGAAGAUGAUGAAAAGGGAUUUGGGACAGUAGAUUUGUUUGAUCCAUUCCUUUCUAUAACCAAGCCACAUGAAAAUACUCCUAUAAAAUUACCACCAAAAGAACCAUCUCGAGAUUCAUUUGAUGAUGAUGACACAGAGGAUUUUUCUGUGGUUAUCAAGCCAAAAAUGAGAGAGAAAGGAGAACUGUCUUCCUUAGGUUUAGAACCACCACCACUGUUACCUCCACCACCAAAGACACCAACAAAAAGUCCCUCACCACAGAUAACAACAUCCAGAUUUAAUCCAUUUGAUAAAGAUUCAAAUGACAUUCUGAUAGAAGGAUUUGGGCAAGAAAAGUUUGAAGAGGCUAGUGUUCAAUCUGAAGAACCCCCACCUGCACUUGGAGAAUCGGGGGUUCAUAGGACAGAUUCUACAGAAACACCUCCAACACCUCUCUUUGAUGAAGAUACUUCUCAGCCACUUGAAGUGUUUCCACCAAAGUUUGAAGGAGAUGGUUGGGAAAUGAUGCUGAGGCAACCAAGUAAAAAGAAAAUUACUGGAAAUCGCUUUUGGAAGAAAGUGUUUUUGAAAUUAUCAGAAAACAGCAUAUUGCAACUCUUCAACAAACAAGAAGAUAAUGAUCCUUUUCAGGAACUCCCGUUACAGGCUUGCUAUUCAUUAUCAGAAGUAGGAACUCAGCAGUAUGAUGUCUAUGGUAAGAUCUUCACUGUAAAGCUGCAGUACAUAUUUUAUCGAGAACGAGUUGGUGUUCGCCCAGGCCAGCUUUCUAAAAUGAUGCAAGGUCAGAUUACUAGUGUAGGACAGAUUGCAAAGUUAGGAUUACCACUUGAGCAUUCACCUCAAAUUUCACAGCUUUUGAAGUUGGGAUCUCAGAAUUACCAGGACAUCAAGAUGUUUAUUCAGGUUGUUGAAGAUGCACUGUUCCAUUUAUCUGUUCAUCGUGAUCGAGCUCUUACUUACAAGACAGAAGAAGUUCAGGUCACAGUUCAUGAUGAAUUUAGAGUGGAUCAAGACAAAGAUGGGAAAGUUCUCAAGCAAUUAGCUCGUGUUCGUAUAUUUUUUCUGGCUUUUAUCACAGGAAUGCCUGACAUUGAAGUAGGAUUGAAUGACAUAGAAAGACAAGGAAAAGAGGUUGUUGGACGACAUGACAUAAUUCCUGUAGUUACUGAGGAGUGGAUUCGACUAGAGGACUGUGAAUUUCAUUCCUGUGUUCUGUCUGAAGAGUUUGAAAAUAAUCGGAUAAUUAAGCUUCACCCACCAGAUGCUUGUCUUUUUGAGCUAAUGCGGUUUAGAAUCCGACCACCCAAAAACAGAGAACUCCCCUUACAAGUAAAAACUCAAAUGACAGUGACAACUUCACGUGUUGAAAUUCGAUGUGAUCUCCUUGUGCCUGGUUUUCAUAGCAGGAAACAUGGGCAAGUUCCUUGUCAAGAUGUCCAGAUAAGGUUUCCCAUUCCUGAAUGUUGGAUUUACUUAUUCCGGGUAGAGAAACAUUCUAGAUAUGGGUCACUAAAGUCUGCAGCUAGAAAACCUGGAAAAAUCAAAGGACUAGAAAGGAUUAUUGGAACAGCUCAGUCAUUAGACCCAAGUCUAAUUGAGGUUUCAGCUGGUCAGGCUAAAUAUGAGCAUGCACUGAAAGCUGUAGUCUGGAGGAUACCAAGGCUUCCAAAGGAAGGGCAGGGAGCAUAUACUACUCAACUUUUUCUGUUGAAGCUUAACCUGACAUCAUUUGACCAGAUUCCAGACACUUUCAGUCAGUAUGUUGAUGUGGAGUUCAUUAUGCCAGCCACAACUGUCUCUCACACAACUGUACGAUCUGUUUCUGUCACUAACCCUAACCCUCCAGAAAAGUAUGUCAGAUAUUUGUCAAAACAUGAAUACAAAGUUGAAAUCAGUUUUUGCUUUUCUCAGACAGAAAGUGAAUAUAUAUCUGCAGCUACCACUACUACUACUACUACUACUGUCCAGCCUACAACUUCUGAAAACAUACCAGAGUCUGGGAAGGAAAGUAACAGUAAUGGGAAAAAUGACACUGACUGAGUAGAUAAAGUACUAGUUUUAUACUUGUUUCUUGUGCAAGCACAAUGUUAAUUUGUCAUAUCAGCUGUUUAGCUACACAAAAGCUGUGAUUCAUAUAGACGUUCACAGACUGGCAGUUAUGUUGAUUACUCGAAGUAUCCUGUAUUGUGAGAUUCAAAUAUCUUCUUCUCCUCUUUAUUUUAUUCUUGAAUAUGGACAGCAGGUUUAAUUUGCACACAGCCUAUUGCUAUGGAGAUCAUGAAAUAUAUUGCAGGACUUGAGUAAAGGUCUCGUGAAGCGUGAAUAGUAAAUGUUCAAACAUUGUUUGUUUUUAUGUUGAAGACUCACUUUGCUGUGUCCAGAAGUUUACUUGUAGGACACCAGUUGAAUUAAACAGCUAAAUGUACUGUCAAUUACUUUCAAAUAUGUUGAGUAAGCAGUAUGGAAAAACCAGAUUAUGUAGGUAGUAUUCAAUGUGCAAGAAAAAGCUCACUUUUCAAUUUACUUCCAUGUCUAGCUGUCACAGUAAUUUCUUGAAUUAAAUCCAUGUGUUUAUCAGUUUUCGGCUAUGACUAAUCAAGGUAGGUCAUUAGAUUUUAAAGAAAAACUACAGUGUUGAUACUUAACCUGUGUUAUCUUGAUAUACUUCUAUAUAAGUUAAGCUCUUGUGAUAGUAACAAUAUAUUAAUGUUUUUUUGUUUAAUUAAAAUAAAAGAUUUACCUCAUAGCAUUAAUAUUUCUUGAAAAAAUCUUCUGACCUGCUGUUAUCUGUUGUUGAUAAUGUUGUUUAGCAAGGUCUUAUUUGUACAUAAAUGUUAUUGUAAUGUUUAAAUAAGUAAAAAUGAUGUUAAUCUAUUGGAUAAAACGAACUUCUGAGUUGAUAUGGGUAAAGGUUUUUUCUAAAGCUUGUUUUCAUGCUUAAGUUAAAGAGUUUAUUUCUCCGCCUUUCAAACGUAGCUGGGUCUCUCAAUCACAGUGUAGAUCUGAGAAGUAGAAGCAGAAAUUCUUUAUUGCAAAAUAAUUGUUUUAACCUCUGUUCUGUUUUUUGUAGAUUAUAUAUUGCAGGACAGAGCAGAAAUAACCAAAGAGUAAAAUUAUGCGUGAUUAUAAUUUUAAUCAAGUUGAUGUGAUAAGUUUUUCUUUUUUUUUCUCUUUCAAAAAAUUAAAAUAUAUGUUGAGUUCGUUUCUGCGUACCGAGUAAGUCAUGUCUGUCUGUUAUGUCCAGUGUAUAAUAGUUAUUAUUAUUAUUGAUGUUCAGAUCAUUAGAAUUCGUAAAAGUCGAUUGUUGUCCAUUUUUACUUGUUCAUGAUUAUAGUUUUCCUGUAGUAAGAAACAGAUUUUCUUGUGAAGAAACCCCGUAGACGAUAGUAUUAUGCGAGUGUUGUAUUCGUUGUUACCACUACCUUGACUUUGGCUGGAGAGAAGAGGAAGUAAGGGAGAUUGUAAAAAAAAAAGAUUUUGUCUAGAUAUUCAAGUUGUAAAAACCUUUAGCUCAUUAGAUAUGUUUUUACUGUAAUUCAAGGCGUGUACAUGUGUUUACUAAACUGUUGGAGAUAACCUUUGUGACAGAUAUAUUUUUUGAUAUUGUUUUUCUCCUAUUUUUUCUUUCUCAUUGUUAUAUUCAAACUAUAUUUAAACGUCAAGUGCAUAGGGAAACGCAAUGGUUGUGAAAGUUGAAUCCUUUUUUUUUUUUCAUAUUUAAAA